CACCAGCUGGUGUUUACAAAUCAAAUCAAACUUCCAUUUCAUUUUCCCUCCAAUUCAAGCUAAGCUCUGUCUCUUAGAAAAAACCUCAGAUCGAUCUUAAAUCCUAACUUCCGGCAAAUCAAGACAGAAGUACUCAUAUCAUCGAGAAAUGUACUGAUCACUCUGGCGACCGAGGCAAGGACAAGAAACAAACAUACCCGUCUGAAAAGUUACAUACCACAUUCCGUACAUCUUAUCAAUCAUCAGAUGAUCGAUCGAAUGGCUGCAGAUUCUGGCCGUCGCAAAUACCUCGUGCAUUAUCUUUCAGGAAUCGUCUUCAAGAUCUUAGACCCAAUCGGCAGAGACCAUGACAACAUCCCCGUCUACAAAGUGGCCUGGUCAGCUGGUGAGCACAACUCCGGCGGCGGCGAUGGAAGGAAGCUCAUUGAGGACGAAUUCCUCUCCGUGAAGAGGGUGAACUAUAGCGACAGCGAAUCCGUAUUCCCCUUCGCGAAGCUGUAUGGGGAAAUCAUCAGAAAAAACAUGGCGGGAAUAGUAUUGCCUUGCCACCAUAAGUACUUGAUGCCGGUGAACAGCUAUUUCAUCGAGCAGGAGACGGAAGAUCUGUGCUUGGUGAUGCCCUUCUGCGAACUCGGGUCCCUGAGGUCGGCGAUGUCCGGCAGCAAGUUCCGCCACGGGUUGCCGGAAACCUGCAUCUCCGUCGCCCUGCGGUGCGUCUUGAAGGCCCUCAAAUUUCUCAACCGCUUCAGGCAUUUCCACAUGAAUGUCAACGCCGGCCACAUUUACCUGAAGAGCGGGCCGCGAAUCUUUCUGGGGUUUGCCGCCACGCUGUACGAGCAUGGGGUUUGCAACGCCGAGAGUUCAUCUCAUUCUUCCCUGCCGGUGACCCAGAUUUGUGAUUGGGCCGCCGCACCAGAGGUCUACAGCGUCCGCAACGAUGACGCGAGGUACCGCCACCGCUACACUGACAAGUCCGACGUUUGGCUGGUGGGAAUCACAGCCCUUGAAUUGGCUUACGGAUCGAUCAGAGUCCCCAAUCGGGAAGCGCUGGAGAAGAUGAUCAAGGAAAUCAUCCGGACCAAAACGCUUCCGAAGAAGCUCUUCUGCGGAGGAAUUGACGAUGACAGAGAAGAAGCCCAUGAGGAUAAGAGUGACAAGGGAAAGAGGAAGGUAGAGGAAGAAGGUAGAGGAAUGAGAAAUAAUCCUCAUCAGCAGGUUGAUUCGGAGGAAAUUAGGGCAUCGUUUUCAAGGGAGUUUGGGGCGAUGGUGGCAGAUUGCUUCACGUGGGACCCUUGGGAUAGGCCCACUGCGAAUUCCCUUCUGAAUCAUGACUUCUUCGACAAGAACGGGCUUACGAGGUCGGCCUUGAAGUCGCACUUUCAAGACGUUUUGAUUCAAAUGGAGGAGGAUAUACUGAAGAAGAUGAAGAACCCAUCCCCCAGCCCUCUCCGUGUUGCUGCACCAGAUUUUAGUCAUAAUAAUAAUAAUAAUGAAGAUGAUGAGAAUGAUAAUAAUAAUAAGAGGUAUACUUACUACUCGUUAAUUAAGUACUUCACUCAUUAAUUCCAUACAUACAUGUAAUACUACUACAUUAUGAGGCACAAUCAUCUGUCAGUUAUAGUUUUAUUAACGUUACUAACUAAAAUUUCAAUCCCUGGCAUUACUGAAAGUUCUGAUAUCAAUAUGGGCUUCUCCAAUCUGGAUCCCCAGUCAACCCCUAGGUACGUAUGUGAACUGAUCUCUAACUGUACUAGUGUACUGUAAUGCAUUUUUGUCCACUGAUCUCUCUUCUUUUCCUGCUGAUAAUAGGAGUAUGCCUGAGUCUCAUAUCACAACCCCUCGCAAUCCGGACGGCCGCAGCUCCCCUGCACUGACUGAUGUCCCGUUGAAGCUGCGUUUCAAGAGGUACGUACGUACUUAUGAAGAAUCAAUUGAUCCAGCCAAUUGCUUCGCGAUCCCUGUUUAUCACUUAGUAUUGAUACUGUGGCAUUGUCUCGCGCGAAUUGGAACUCAUUAAUUUUACUUUUUCUGAAAGGAAAUUAACAUAUGAGGAUGUUGAUCAAGAAACAAAAAAGGCAAAAAUCCAAGAGAAAGAUUCUGAAGAAACAAGCAGUGCCUCCCCCAUCAACCCCUGGAUGGAUAUAGAAGAUUAUUUCAAUGAUACUUAUGCUUCUUCAUCACCAGUUCCUCCUCCGGAGUACCUGGUGCAUAAUAGUUCCAAGAUGGUGUUCCGGAUCAUGUCCAUGGAUCCAAUUGGAAUAUCUCCCCUCGGCAAACUUCCUGUGUACAGGGUAGCCUAUUCGGAAUGUGAUCUCAGCAGCUUCUACCACAGAAAGUUUCUCUACGACAAAUUCGCUUUAGCCAUAAUAGUGAACUCCCGUCGGAACCCGAUUGGUUACAAGCUGUUGGAGUACGAGUUGCAAACAAAAAACGAGGAGCUUCUGUAUCUAAAUGCGAACGUGAUGCAUGUGGAAGACUCUUUCGUGGACCGGGAAUCGCGGGAUUAUUGCAUCGUGAUGGGGCAUGGUGGCUCGGGCUCCCUCCGAUCAAUCAUGGCCAAACACUUCCCGAACGGCCUUCCAGAGUCAUUCAUUUCCCUGAUCCUGAGAUCAGUUCUUGGGGCGGUUUGUUUUCUACAUGAGGACAGCGCCAUCCACGGGGAUAUCAGUGCGGGCCAUGUUUAUGUGCAGAGCGGCCCCAAUAUCAAAAUGGGCUUUGGAGCCACUGUUUAUGAACAUGGGGUCUUUAAUUUGGAGUGCUCGUCAUCCUCGGCGUUGCCAGAGACCUACAUCUCUCGUUGGGCAGCUGCACCAGAGGUGUACAAUCAUGAGGGGAAGAACCACGGCAGCACUGAGGAGAGCGACGUUUGGCUGGUAGGAAUAACUGCGCUGGAAUUGGCUUAUGGAGGACUUAGAGUGCCCAACCGUGAAGCCCUUGAGGUGAUGGUCAGGGAGAUUCACGAGAAGAAAAGACUUCCCAAGAGGUAUCCCCCCAGCGGCCAAAGUUUGGAUCAGCAGCAGCAGCAGCUCACUCGUGAAGUGGAAGGCAAAGGAAAACAUAUAAUGAUAGAGGAAGAAGAUUAUGGUGAUGGCUCAUCAGAGGAAAGAUCAUUUUCCAGGGAAUUUGAGAAGAUAGUGGCAGAAUGUCUGGCUUGGAAGCCUUGGGAAAGGCCAACUGCUAGUACCCUUUUGAAUCAUGAAUUCUUUGUAGUGAAAGGGAUGGAUGCGCUUGAGCUGGAGUCACACUUUGAGGAUGUUUUGAUGGACAGACUCCGCAAGUGACUGAUAUGUAUGUAUAUAUGGAGUAUAUAAUAAACUCGUCCAAGCUAAUAGUAUGGUCGGCAGUACAUAAUACUUGCUAUACAUACCCAGAAUCUCAGUUGUCUUCUCCCUACACAAUUCAUUAGUGUUUGUGCAGCCAUCCUGUAAAGUAGUUUCUGUUCUUACUUUCUUCAAUACAUAGAAUGCAUAGUACUCUUAAUUGUAGCCUUAUAGUAGUGUGCCACUAGAACCCCUACAAGGCUACAAAUAGAGUCAGGCAGUGAGACAGUGGCCAUUGUUCUGUACACCGCCCUCAAUUCUUGCUCCAUAUAAAAUUCACUUCCUCCCUCAUCUAAUAAAAUUCAAUUCUUCGAGUUGCAUACAUCAAAGUUUUAUUGGCCUGCCUUAGCUUGGGUCAUGAGAAUUUGCAUGCAUAGCACGGCGACAAACAUUAAACACUCUACACGAUGUUGGAGAAUUAAUUAAUCGUUUACGAGAUGAUAUGAGAGGAUACUUUUAUAACUUUGAAGAAUAGAAAAAAAAAUUAUGAAGCUCUGACUAAGAAUUCUAAAAACAACAAUUUACAAUUUACAACUCUCUCUAAGAUAUAUACAACAGUUCUUGGUUAUCCUUGUGAUUGAUUAUUGUUGAUAGAAAAUAUGAGGAAG
Molecule: messenger RNA, 3928 nt
Organism: Cuscuta epithymum
Lineage: Eukaryota; Viridiplantae; Streptophyta; Magnoliopsida; Solanales; Convolvulaceae
Source: the annotation of a GenBank genome assembly